Messenger RNA from Cherax quadricarinatus, 4501 nucleotides. Its product is annotated as condensin-2 complex subunit G2. NCBI's taxonomy places the organism in Eukaryota, Metazoa, Arthropoda, Malacostraca, Decapoda, Parastacidae. Gene Ontology annotation, biological process: mitotic sister chromatid segregation. The record is from RefSeq and is a predicted model, not a curated record. Gene Ontology annotation, cellular component: nucleus; condensin complex.
UAUAUUUGUGGGUAAAUUAGUGAGUUGUGAGAGUGUUGGAACACAGUUUAAACUGUGAGGCCGCCAAGCAUCACACUGCUGCUGCUGUUGCUGCUGCUCUCACACCUCUACUGCUUCUCUCUCUCUCUUACCUUGACUUGGGCCAGUAAAUAAGGUGUUGAGUUGUGCAUUAUCCUACUCAGUACGAUGGCAAAGCAAGAACUCCUGACAGCAGUGGAACAAGGUCAUCAUGCAGAUUUUGUAAAACUAAUUCAAAACCAUGGAAGUAAACGAAGCACUGUCGAUCUGGAAGAAGUUGUGUUGGAAUUAAGCCGAACGCAAAUAGAGUGGAUGUGGACGAGUCUUCACUCUUGGGUCAAUGAACAACUUAAAAAAUUUGUUGGUGACAGUAGGCCAGAGGAAGAAGUGAAUCAUCAUCAGUCUCAACAGGUACAAGAUGGAGAUCAAAUGGACAGUGUGCAGAAAAAUGGGCAAAAUUCAGAGCCAAGAAAAAGUGCAGAAAUGGCAGGAGAAAGUGAAGAAGACAAAGAGGCAGAGGAACUUCAUGAGCCAUACAAUGAGAAGCUUAUGGAAGGAAUAGUGGAUUUUGCCUGCAUCUACCUCAACACUUUCAAAGAUGGAGAGGUUUUCAUCCCAGACAAAUUCUUGGAAUUAGCCGUGUUGCUGCAUGGGAUGGUGAGUGUGCUUGAAGGCCGAGUGCAAACUGGAGUUGUGACCUUGUGUGAGUUCUGGUGGCUCAAGGGACUCGAAGAGCAGGAUCAUCUCAUCGUGAAUGUCUUGCCUCUUAUUCUAGAUGUUGCCACAAGUAAAACUGCUCGAAAGAGAGAUGUGGCAAGACUGUGGGCACUUCGUGAGUCUCUUCAAAUAAUCAAUUUUACUGCUCCUGAAUAUGAGCCACUUGUUGAAAAACUGGUUGCUUGUGCUGCAUCUGCAAUCUUCCUGACUAGUGAUGAGGGGGUAAAAUGGGUUGCAGCACUUUUCUCAUGGCAAUCCCUCAUCUCUCGUCUUCAUAGAAAAAUAAAAUCGGUACUUCCGGGGUGUACCAGACUGCAGAGUGAAAAGUAUGCUGAGAUCUACUUUAGAGCCUGGAAAACUAGCCAGGGAGAUGUCAGGAAGGUUCUGGAAGAGGAAUGCAUUCAGGAUUUUAUGUUUGCUGCUGUCCACGUGGACCCGAUGUCUGGGCGACUGUCAGCUAAUCUGCAUCACUUUCUCCAUUAUAUACAUCGUCAAAAAAGACAUCACACUGUUGCUACAACCAUUUUCACACUUUAUGAUCCUUUCAUUUGGCGAUCUCUUAAGGCUGCCAAUGGUCUGGUACGUAUGAAUGCCACUGGGCUGCUGUGUGAUGCUUUCCCAUUGGUGGAUAGCACCCUCAGUUCAGAGGAGAGAAGUGACCUCAAUGAGAGACAGUAUCAAGCCAUAAUCACCCUGCUUGUUGAUCCCUGCCAUCUAGUUCGCAUUGCUGCUAUCAGGGGCGUGUUCAUCAUCUUGACAGACUACUGGCUUAUGAUUCCUUCACACAUUAUCAAGACCAUUUUUCAGAAGCUUCUUGCGGAUCUAGUUUAUGAUGCUUCAUCAGCUGAAGUUCGCACUCAAGUUAUUAAGGGUUUGACAUUACUUCUGGACUCCAGAGAUGCCGUGUCAUUCCUUACAGAAGUGUUACUUCGUCUUGGAGAUGUUUUUGAUGACAUAAGUGCUAACGUUCGUGUUGCUUUCGUAAAGUUAUUGCUGAAGGUGAAAUCAUCAAAAGUUAUCAGGUACUGGGAUAUAGUACCUGUGCAUCACCUUCUGCAUCGGCUGGAGGAAGACAAACCAGUAGUGUGCAAACUGCUUACCCAGCUAUUACUCAGCUCAUUCCAUCCUGUUCAUCGUGAUGAUGAGGAACUUGUACAGAGAUCUUUGGCAUUAUUGGAGGAAAACCGUGCUGCAGCUCGCCGCUUCUACCGGUAUGCUAGCCGCAAGUUAGAUCUCAAUAGCACAGUUCAUUUCAUGUUGUUAAUGUGGCGCUGUCUCCGUAACUAUGUAUUGUCUCGGAAGGAUCAGGAGUCUUCGUAUAAUGAUGAGAUAGAGAAUGACGAGAGCACAAACUCUGAAGGUCAGCUGGACCGAGGUGACCGCAUCCGCCUCAAGGGAGUUACCUCUAAUAGGUCUCUCUCAAGGGAUGGCAAUCGCUCCACUGUUUCCGCUGAUAAAGAAAAUUCAGAUGAAGAUGAUGAUGGCUCACCUUUAGACAAUCCUGCUGUUAUUGGUGGUCUUUUAGACACUGUUGUCAUUCUUUGGACCACCAAUGCCCAUAGACUGGCACAACCACAAAAUCUCAAGUAUCUUGAGGCAUUGAGAACAAAAUUAUCAAAAAGCAUGCCCCUCUUCUUCAAAUUCUUUAAGGAUAACAACGAUGUAUCCCAGACACUGCUCUACCUGUCAAGCUUUUUGCCUCGAAACCUAGUACCCACCUUGGUUGGUCACUGCCUCUCUCGUCUUCGAUCUCUACAAGCAGAUCAGGGAAGUGAUGAUUCACAUGUGACUUACAUCAAUGCCCUUUGUAACUGGAAUCGUACGGAUGAUAUCCUGGAGUUGGCAUCUGAGUGGCUUGAAGAAGGUUUUAAAGCUGGAAUGGUUGGCAGUAAUAAGGAGCGUCGUCGUAGUGGUCGCAAAGUGCGUUUUUGCGAGACCAGUACACCACAGCCUGUUAUUGCAUUGCGUUUGUUACGGAACAUCCUGCAGCAUCCCUUCAACAAGCUUUCAGCAAUGGAACGGAAUAGAAGUUCACUUUUGGAGAUAACCAAAAAUAUGGAGAAAGUUAAAGAUAGAAUUAGUGAGCGAUUGGAUCGCACAGAAGAGCUGUCACCACUGUGCUCAGAUGCUUUCUUGUGUGAGUGUUGGGCCCAGUACCUGAGCUUGGUAGCUGUGCUCCACAAUCCUUCUGUAGAAGUACAAGAAUGCAACAACUCUGAAGAACAAGACGAUGAUGGGGAAAAUCCAGAGGAUCUUCUGUUUGAUAGUUCAGAGAAUGUAUCACUCAGCUUAGAUUGGGCAAACAACAUCUUGGUGCCAGCCUUAGAAGAGACUAGAGGUGGAAAGAGGAAGCUAAGGGCUGGAGAUGAUGCUCUAAACAUAGCAGUGUCUGUACUUAACAGACUUUUAACAACUAGCACCCAUUUGCUGAUGAUUGGAGCUGCUAGUACUGCUUUUGCUUCCAAACUCUGUGUAUUUGUGGAUGGCUUGCUGAAGUCUGAUGCCUCAGGAAGCUUCUGGGAGAAGAGUUUAGUUUUGGCAUCGGAAGCACACCAGUAUCUGGAAUCUUACGUCUGCUCCAAUGAGAAUUACGAAAAUGAUUCCACUCCUGUCCAUGUAAUAAAUACAUGUAUAUCAUCAAUAUCAGAUUACUUUAAAGAGCAUGAGACUUUUCCUAAGGAUGCUGAUGGUCUGCACGAUACACUAAUUCUCGUGCUUACCACCCUGGGCCAGAAUUCUAGACAGGAUCAAUCUGAGGUGAUGGUUCAUAUGGCUGAUACUGUUGUGCAGCAUAUUUGUUGGAGUGUGGAUAAGACCAAAGGUAUAGACUUAGAAGUGACAAAGAUUCAAGAUGCUAAUGGAUGUGUAGCUCUGCUGGUUGGUGUUUGUCAAAGUCGAACAAAACUUGCCACUGCACUGUUGGACUCGCUUACUCAUCUUGUAAAAACUGCCAUCCAUGAUAUCACAUCACUGCUUGCUACAUCAUAUUUGCUAAUGAUCCUAGCAAAAGAUAGUGGAAAAAUUUCUCGGUAUAGCCUGAAGCAAGCAGUGGUUGCUGCUGACAGCAUCAUGUCUAGAAUUAUCUUACCUGCAAGCAUAGAUGAUGAGGAGGGUGGAUUCUUUGGGGAAUACACAAAGACUACAAAAGAACUUAUUCAAGACUUGAAGAGUUCAUUGGGUGUGUUGUAAGUUUGAGUGCUAAUCCUUGUAUGUACAGGUCCACAUUCCUUUAUCAAAUUUCAGAAAUUUUUGAAUUUCAGAAUGAAGGUGGGGUCUAGGGCAGCACCCCAUAAUCAAAUAUUAACACUGCAGCAAAAACGUAUGAAUACUCAAACUAAGUGGGAUAAAUAGACUACAAAUAGUACUGUGGUUUAUUUAUAGAAUAAUAUAUGUUAUGAAUGAGAAGAAACUGGAUGUCCUGGCUUUAAGUGAAACAAAGCUGAAGGGGGUGGGAGAGUUUCAAUGGAGAGGAAUAAAUGGGAUUAGGUCAGGGGUUUCAAAUAGAGUUAGAGCUAAAGAAGGAGUAGCAAUAAUGUUGAAGGAUAAGCUAUGGCAGGAAAAGAGGGACUACAAAUGUAUAAAUUCAAGGAUUAUGUGGAGUAAAAUAAAGAUUGGAUGUGAAAAGUGGGUUAUAGUAAGCGUGUAUGCACCUGGAGAAGAGAGAAGUGUAGAGGAGAGAGAGAGAUUCUGGGAAAUGUUGAGUGAAUGCGUGGGGAGUUUUGAAUCAAGUGUGAGAGUAAUGGUGGUUGGGGAUUUCAAUGCUAAA